CAGCAAGGUGCCUGCUCGCACGCAGCUGGUGACGGUGCUACAGGCGGUGACCCGGGUGUCUCGUCCUCGCAGUGUACGGUGAUACCGCGGCCUCUCAGCGCUCACCUCGCACUCACUAUCAGGCGGAUAUCACAGGCAGUGUGGCGGGCAGCCCCGGCUCCGGGGUCCUUCCUGCACCGCGGCCUGAUCAUGGCGACCGACAAGAUGUCCCCCAAGAAUUUCCGCGUCAGCGACGGAGACUGGAUCUGCCCGGAUAAGAAAUGCGGGAAUGUAAACUUUGCCAGAAGGACGAGUUGUAACCGGUGUGGGCAAGAAAAAACAACCGAUGCCAAAAUGAUGAAAGCCGGAGGGACUGAGAUAGGGAAAACUCUGGCCGAGAAGAGCCGCGGACUGUUUAGUGCCAAUGACUGGCAAUGCAAAACUUGUGGAAAUGUAAACUGGGCGAGAAGAUCUGAGUGCAACAUGUGUAAUACACCGAAGUAUGCCAAACUGGAGGAGAGGACUGGUUAUGGGGGUGGAUUUAAUGAACGUGAGAAUGUGGAAUACAUAGAACGUGAGGAAUCUGACGGCGAGUAUGAUGAGUUUGGGCGAAAAAAGAAAAAAUAUCGUGGAAAGCCAUCUGGUCCCAAAUCCGUAGGCAAAGGCGAAGAGAAAGAAUCAGGUGGUGAGGAGGAGGAGGCAGAUGAGGAAGAAGAAGAAGGAGAUUUGUCUAAAUAUAAGCUGGAUGAUGAUGAGGACGAAGAUGAAGAUGGUGACCUUUCAAAAUACAAUCUUGAUGCCAGUGAAGAGGAAGAUAAUAGUAAAAAUAAGAAACCUGCAGGCAGCAGAUCUAAGUCCCGGUCCUCCCACUCUUCUUCCCCAAGCUCAAGGUCUAGGUCCAGAUCCCGUUCGAGAACUUCUUCCAGUUCCAGAUCAAGAUCUCACUCCGGUUCAAGAGAACGUUCUCCGUCUCGUGGUUCAAAAUCAAGAUCCAGCUCCAGGUCCCAACAGGGGUCUACUUCCCCGAAAAAAAGAUCUUGCGCAAGUUCACGGUCCUCGUCAUCCUCCGAGAGGGGAAAGAAAAGAAGUCGCUCCGGAUCUUCGUCCCCUGACCGCAAAAAAAAGAGAUCAAGAUCACGGUCAAUCGAAAGACGCAGACCGUCUCCCUCUGGGUCAUCUCAUUCUGGCUCUCGCUCGUCAAGUUCCAAAAAGAAAUAAAUAUUUAGUCAUAGCCCCCUAUCCAGUAUAUAACGCAUGAGGAGGAUACAAAUACAACAGUGGCGUAAGGGGAGGGGCUCUCUCCCACGCUGUACUUACACCAUCCGCUGUAGCCGAGGUGCAAAGUCUUGUGCUUCCACUACGCCAACACAAAACUCAAUCCAAAAGUAGCAUUUUAAGCCAUAAGUCCCGUGCUCCGUUCCUCUGUCACACCACGCGGUGUGGAGUAGAACACCAUACGUGGCAAUAAAAUGGCUGAGACUUUUUGUUUUUUAAACAUUACUGUAACUUGUCCUUAAGACUUUUGUGUAUAUACAUGUUUACAUGUAUCUAAAACCUUACAGCAUGAAAUGUGAAUGUUUUAUCCAUAUCUGUUUUACAAGCACUAUGGCUUAAAAUGCAGACCGGUAUUUGAGCAAAACAUUAAUUAAAUGAAAUCUGUUGCUUUUACUAGAGAAUCCUAUAUAUUUUGAUGGUGUUACAAGGUAAGUAUUAGGUAUUCGUAUUAUACAAUCUCAGUAUAUCUCUAAAAAAAACUGAGCUUGGCAAUUUUAUGACCAGAAUUUAACGGAAUAGCCCUGACAUUUAUGAAAUAACAUCCGAUUCCCUUCUCUGACACCUGUCUACUCACUCCUACCCCUGUUUUAGUGGGUCAGUCUUACCUGUUGCUUUAACCUGCAGACAGUUGUAUUUCUUUGUGCUACAUCUUCUCUCGAAUGUAAACUGUCGCUCAGAGUUCCUGUAUUUGUGCCUAUCGCUUCCUUAAAGUUACUAUUUAAAUAUGUGCAGAACAUCUCCCCGGAUGUCAUAGGUAAUCCAUAGUUCAUCCAUCUCUGUAUUCCAAGGAUGAGAGUUUCAACAAUUAUUUAGGAAAUGUCACAAUUGAAUGAACUCUUAGAUUAGGUUUUUUUUUUUCUAUGUCCGAUUUGGCUAAAGUGUAGCUUAAUUUAGGAUGAUUAUCUGUAGCCGUGUGAAAUAAAGAGAAUACUGACUCGUG
This is a messenger RNA of Pseudophryne corroboree (corroboree frog), 2194 nucleotides long. RefSeq names its product zinc finger RANBP2-type containing 2 (gene ZRANB2). Lineage: Eukaryota; Metazoa; Chordata; Amphibia; Anura; Myobatrachidae. Gene Ontology annotation, biological process: RNA processing. The transcript has 10 exons. Gene Ontology annotation, molecular function: RNA binding; lipopolysaccharide binding. Bases 190 to 1197 code for a protein of 335 amino acids. The record is from RefSeq and is a predicted model, not a curated record.